Platichthys flesus (European flounder) is the source of this 2738-nucleotide messenger RNA. It is a transcript of the gene htr1d, whose product is annotated as 5-hydroxytryptamine (serotonin) receptor 1D, G protein-coupled. Gene Ontology annotation, biological process: vasoconstriction; G protein-coupled receptor signaling pathway, coupled to cyclic nucleotide second messenger; smooth muscle contraction. The coding region runs from base 1076 to 2236 and encodes 386 amino acids. The record is from RefSeq and is a predicted model, not a curated record. Gene Ontology annotation, molecular function: G protein-coupled serotonin receptor activity; neurotransmitter receptor activity. Gene Ontology annotation, cellular component: dendrite; plasma membrane. Lineage: Eukaryota; Metazoa; Chordata; Actinopteri; Pleuronectiformes; Pleuronectidae. The transcript is spliced from 2 exons.
CUAAUCUGUAUUUCGUAACGUGCGUAAUGGAAGGACACGGCUGCCGGGAUUUCCCUGACUGACGCUCUGCUGCGCUUUUAUUCAAAAGAGAAGAGGAACAAAAUCACCCAACGAAGGAAUUAAACACGGGCGAAGCUGCUGCCGAGGAAGCUGCGUGAAAGUUGACCACAGUCGUCUUUUCUGUGCGGACACUACAGCUGAGAGUUUACGGGAAAGACCACGUCCGGACUCGGAGACCCCAACACACACGCAUUCAAAGACAGGGAACCACUGAGGGGAGAAAAACAAUAUGCUGAUCAUCGCAUUUUAGUGGAAGUUUCUGUAUACCUGACAAAACCACAUGGAUCUCAAACACUUAUCUACACGCAGACUGGAUAACGAAAAAAAUGUGCUCGUCUUGUUUUGAUGGCGAUGGUGUUUUUGCACUGUUCUGGCUUCCCAGUAUCAUCGAAGACGCCAGGCGCGGCCAAGUUUCAAUACAAACCUCAAUUUAGAAGGCUCCCACGCAGACUUCGGGAUAGAUAAGAGCAACAACAAGCAAACCUGUGUAUCUGUCGUCAUCAUCUUCCUACAUGCAGCUCCCUGCUUGGCUUUAUUGAAGAGGAGGAGCCCAUUAAAGCAUUUGAGAGAUAGCGGGGUUUGGUCUGAAGGUGUUGUUGGCGGCUGGCUGCUGGUUGGAGAUGAGAUAAGAGCGCUGGGAAGAGAGGAAUUAAGUGACUGUCUGACGGGAGCUGAAUAUAAAUCAGGACUCAUCUCUCCUGCAGCUCGGCCAGCGAGGCAAGAGAGAGGAGCGAAAGGGACAAAUUGGUAGGUUUGGUUACGUGAACAUUAGUGUAAACUGUCGCUAAAGGUUGGGGUGACUUCACAUUGCAAUGCACAAGAUGGAAAUUUAGGGGAAAGGUUGUGUUAACUACUUAAAGCAGGAUAAAAGAGAACUUCUACAGCCGAAACUAGCAGUGCCACACCGGACUACCUCAGCGCCAUGUCUGAACUGAUCUGUGCGCAGUUUCAGAUAAUACGUAUGAGGCUUUACCAAACCUUCUAGAAACAAGGUUUUAACAGGAGCAUAGGUGAGAUGGAGCUGAAUAACAGCUCCCUGGACUACUUCACCAGCAACUUCACAGAGAUCCCCAACGCCACCAGCACUCCGCCCUGGAGCGAGGCCACGCUGCUCGGCCUGCAGGUCUCCCUCUCUGCGCUGCUCGCUCUCGUCACCUUGGCCACCGUGCUUUCGAACGCCUUCGUCAUCGCCACCAUCUUCCUGACAAGGAAGCUCCACACGCCCGCCAACUUCCUGAUCGGCUCCCUGGCCGUCACCGACAUGCUGGUGUCUAUUUUAGUCAUGCCGAUCAGCAUCGUCUACACUGUGAGCAAGACGUGGUCGCUGGGGCAGAUUGUGUGUGACAUCUGGCUGUCGUCCGACAUCACCUUCUGCACGGCCUCCAUUUUGCACUUGUGUGUGAUCGCGCUUGAUCGCUACUGGGCCAUCACGGACGCUCUGGAGUACACGAAACGUCGAACCAUGCGGCGGGCGGCCGUCAUGGUCGGGGUGGUGUGGGUGAUCUCCAUAUCAAUUUCCAUGCCUCCACUCUUCUGGCGGCAGUCCAAAGCCCACGAGGAGCUGACGGAGUGCAUGGUGAAUACAGAUCAGAUCUCCUAUACCCUAUACUCCACCUUUGGAGCCUUCUACGUUCCCACAGUGCUUCUCAUAAUACUGUACGGACGGAUCUAUGUUGCCGCCCGCUCCCGCAUCUUCAAAACGCCAUCGUCCUCUGGGAAGCGCUUCACCACAGCGCAGCUCAUCCAGACCUCUGCGGGCUCCUCUCUCUGUUCUCUUAAUUCGGCCUCCAACCAGGAAUCACACCUACACUCCGACAGCGCGGGAGGGGGCGGAGGAGGAGGAGGAGGAGGGUCGCCUCUGUUCAUGAACAUGGUGAAAGUGAAGCUGGCAGACAGCGUGGUGGAGAGGAAGCGUCUGUGCGCGGCGCGGGAGAGGAAAGCAACCAAAACUCUGGGCAUCAUCCUGGGCGCGUUCAUCGUCUGCUGGCUGCCGUUCUUCAUCGGCACACUGGUCACGGCCAUAUGUAAAGACUGCUGGUUCGACCCGGUGCUUUUUGAUAUAUUCACCUGGCUGGGAUAUCUGAACUCCCUCAUCAACCCUGUGAUCUACACCGUCUUCAACGACGAGUUCAAACAGGCUUUUCAAAAACUCAUGAAAUUUAGACGGUGCUCCUGAAAAACCUUUACGCCGGAUUAGAACUGACCUCUCAAGGAAAACCGGGACACAAAGACAAAUCAGAUCAUGGAUAAUGAUAAUAAUGAAAGUACUGUGCACCUAAAUGUCCCAUCGUGUGAACACAUUCUACGUGUAAGAUGUUCUUUAUUUUGUAGAAACAGUUCCAUGCCAUAGCUCUUAACAGUAUAUCCAUCAUAUAGAUUUAUGCAUGCAUGCUUAAAUAGAUACAAAUCUUUAUUCCCGAGGAUUAUGGGACUCUGCUUCAAGAGAUAAAAGAAAGAGAUUUCAAGUUUAUUUCGUGUCACAGGCACGAUGCUGAUAUUUCUUGAACUAAAGCUAAGAUUUAAAACAACUAAAGACGAAUGAUGUAAGUGUAUGUAAAGAGUGAACUCAGAGGGACUGGAUUUAAUCCAGCGGAAAUGAAAAGCCAUGAGAUCUACAUGUAUGUUGUCUUAAUCUCUGUGUGUGUACAAUACUGAUCCCAUAAAAUGUUCCAGUAAAG